Messenger RNA from Erigeron canadensis, 1280 nucleotides. RefSeq names its product UPF0496 protein 4-like. The coding region runs from base 147 to 1145 and encodes 332 amino acids. Lineage: Eukaryota; Viridiplantae; Streptophyta; Magnoliopsida; Asterales; Asteraceae. The transcript has a single exon. The record is from RefSeq and is a predicted model, not a curated record.
CACGCUUUCCGUGUUCACAAAAUUCAAAACAAAAAAUCAAUCAAUUUUUAUAUCCACCCAAUAUAACCACCGUAACAAACCCUAGCUAUCUUUUCCGGCAACCAAAAAACCUCCCAAAUCUCACCACAAUCCACCAUCCCGCCACCAUGUUUCUAGUCGAAAAAGCCAUCUCAUCAUCUCACUUCAAAUCCAAACAACCACUUCCUAAAAUCUCCAAUUCCAAACCCUACGAAUUCAUCGCCAAUUCAUUCCACCAAAAUCUCCUCAAUCAUCUCAAAACCCUAAAUCUAACCGCCUCCGAUCCACCGGAAAUCUCCUUAUCCUGGCUAUCAACCGCCGUUUCAGUCCUCACAUCAAUCCAUUCCGAAUCCGAACACCACAUCUCGGAUCUCAAACUAUCCGAUCAUAGUUAUCAGGUUUUGUAUAUGGAUUACAGCUUAAAAGUAUUGGAUCUGUGUAACUUGAUUUCAUUUGCUGUUAAAAAUUUAACCGAGAAACGGUUAUUGAUUAAUUACAGCCUCCGGUUACUUAAUUUUGCCGGCGAUUUACCGCCGGUUGAAAAGUUGAACAAAGCUAAGGAGAAGAUUACUAGAUCUGUUGAAAAGCCGGAGGAAUCUGUGGUGGAGGCGGAGAAAGGUGCUCGCGCGGCGGCUUUGAUCGAUGAGCUGACGGUGAUGAUCGGUAAGCUGGUGCGGCCACGUGGCAAGAUAUUAGCUACUGAAACUGACUUUAUUCGCCGGAUGUUUUACACCGUGGCGGUUAUAACGGUUUUUAUAAGUAGAUUGUUGGUUACCGUUUUGUUCGGAGGUGGUCGUGAUUCCAACGAGUUUAUCCGAGUCUCUGAUGAUUUUGACUGGGCUGAAUCGGUCAACGCUAUGCAAACUCGGAUGUUUGAAGUGAUUAAACGGAACGUAAACAAGGCUUUGGAGGUUGAUAACGUGGAAAUGAAAGCGGUUACAGUGCGUGAUCUGAUAAACGACAUCGUUUCGGAUGAUGGCGCAGAUAAGGCGGCGUUGGAUGACGGAGUGAAGGAAUUGGCAUCGGCCGGGAAGACGUUUUCGGACGGGGUUGACGCGUUGACUAACGGAGUUAACGGUUUGUUUAGUGCUGUUUUGAAGACGCGUAACGGACGUUUAGAUAUUUAGUUUGUUGGGCUUAGAUAAUUAGAUUGUAGAAAAAUAGUGGGUCGAGUGGAAAUGUGGAAGUGUGAAUAUAUUAUACGUUUUACAAAAAUAGUGGACUUGUGAUAUGUUUGAAUUAAUGAAUAUACGUUUGGUUAA